AUGUUCUUAUUUUUGAAAGUUGCUGCUAUAUUAUUUGGAGUUGUGAUUCAAAUGAGUUGUUUAGAUAUGUUCCAUUGCCAUGAAACUCAUAAGGGGUAUCAGAAUCAUGAAACCACUGUUAGUGAUUAUUUGGAAGAGAUAUUAUACAUUCCAAAAGAUAUGCUUAGAAUUAUUCAAAAAGGUAUUGACAAAGAAUUUUCAGAUAUGCUUAAAUCCUUUAUAAAAACAAGUAAGGUCCUUCGAGAAAUAAAGAAAAUAUUGAGUGUUAUCAAGAGUAUUAUUGUUCUAGUAACUAAUCUAUCAGAUGUAUGUAUUAUUAUAAUACACUUGACUAUGAAUGUUGAUGGUCCACAGAUAAAAUUAUUAGAGAAUAGACUUAUUAGUAUUAAAAAUAGAGUAAAUAAGUUUAAGGCAUUAUGGAUGAAAAAAAGAACGAUGAAAAAGAUUAUACAAAAAUUGUCUCCUCCUAUUUUAAAGGAUUAA
Molecule: messenger RNA, 483 nt
Organism: Entamoeba histolytica HM-1:IMSS
Lineage: Eukaryota; Evosea; Mastigamoebida; Endamoebidae
Exons: 1
Coding region: 1-483 (160 amino acids)
Source: RefSeq, a predicted model, not a curated record